Messenger RNA from Ceratitis capitata (Mediterranean fruit fly), 984 nucleotides. RefSeq names its product protein D3. Bases 263 to 889 code for a protein of 208 amino acids. Lineage: Eukaryota; Metazoa; Arthropoda; Insecta; Diptera; Tephritidae. The transcript has 2 exons. The record is from RefSeq and is a predicted model, not a curated record.
AUGUUCAGAUAUUCAUAUAUUUAUAUGUAUAUAAAUUUUAACGGAAUAUAAAGAAGCUUUAUUUCGUUUGGUGCUUUUUAAAUACUGUGAAAAGCUUAAUAAACUUUAGCAAAAGCUUAUGCAUAUAUGUCUCUAAUUAUAUAUUACGCGUAUGAACGUUCAUCUUUGCUUUCGUUGCGGAGUAAACAACACAUUUUUAGAACUGCUUUAUUAAGUUUUUUUUUAAUACGCGAAUCCUCUAAAUUUUUCCAGGAACUUUUAAAUGUCAUACUCAAGGAUUAUUAACACACUUUUCCUUUGUACAAUUAUCGCCAGUACAAAUGGGAAUUUAAACAAAGUAAAACAGGUUUUUGAAAAAAACGAAGUCGUUCCAGAUGUCAUACCUCUUGCACCGAACGAGUUUCUCAAGAUCACUUAUGACAAUGCCUUAGAAGUCAGAGCUGGUGCCGAGCUAACACCAACGAAUGUGAAGAACCAACCAUUGGUGCAAUGGAGGGCACAACCACAUACUUAUUACACACUUAUUAUGACGGAUCCUGAUGCACCCAGUCGUAUUGAACCAAAAUUUCGGGAGUUUAAGCAUUGGUUAGUUACCAACAUUCCUGGUAAUGAUGUGUCCCAAGGUGAAGUGUUGGCCGCCUAUGUAGGUUCAGGACCGCCGCAGCAUACAGGACUUCAUCGUUAUGUAUUCCUAUUAUAUAAACAACCGGGAAAAUUGGAAUUUGAUGAAGAACGUGUUGGCAAUAAUAGUAGAAAUGGCCGACCAAAUUUUCGCGCUUCUGCAUUUGCCGAAAAAUACAGCUUAGAUAACCCCAUAGAAGGAAAUUUUUUUCAAGCUCAAUGGGAUGAAUAUGUAACAACUGUGCAAAAGCAAUUAUCGGGAAAUUAAUGAUUUUAAAAGACCUUAUUUUCAUAUAGUAAUCAUAUAUCAUAUAAGCGGCAAAACACAAUUAAAAUUAAUCAAGUUUACUUUUAUUUUUGUAA